UAUGUUUAUAAAAAUAGGUUUAUUAAUUUAUUUUGUCAUGUAUGAAAGGUAUUUUUUUCGAUUUUGUAAUAUUUACAUAGUAUAAUGAUAUUCAAGUUAAAAUACAUGGAUGUAUCAAUGAUAAUUGUCUUUCAGUGUUUUAUAUUUGUUUUAUUAAUAUCAAUAAUCGUCUGUCAGCAAUCUCAUCCAAUUCCCGAACAUCACAAUAAUCAACCUUUUAAAGAAAAUUCCGCUGAAUGUGUUGGUGAUCCUCAAGCUGGAAAUUAUGAUUGCAUUAAUUUAGAGUUUCCUAAGAAACAUGAACUACUUUAUAAGGACCCCCAAAAAGUAUUAGGAAAAUCAUUUAAUAACACGAUCACUAAGUCACUUUGUUCCAGUCAUUUAACUGUGAUGGGUUCAAGUUUGGUUUCAAACCAUUUUACCAGACAAGGAAUAGACAUGUGUACAAAAGUAUGCAAAACUCAACUUGACAAGAUUUUAAAAGUAUAUCCAACGACUGUUGUUUUAAAAGAUAUGUAUUGCUCUAGAAGUGGAAUUAGAAUGGCGAGUUGUAUAUGCGAGUUUAAAAUUUCAUGUCAAGUUAAUAUUCAUAGCGUGCUUAUUCACUUCAUUGUAAACCGUGAUGGAUAUUUAGCUGUGUUUGAUGAAGAAGUAGGAAAACCCUAUUUAUUCUGAUUGUGUAAAAUAGGUGUUAAUUGUAUAAAUGACAUAACUGUGA
Messenger RNA from Aphis gossypii (cotton aphid), 718 nucleotides. RefSeq lists its product as uncharacterized. NCBI's taxonomy places the organism in Eukaryota, Metazoa, Arthropoda, Insecta, Hemiptera, Aphididae. The transcript is spliced from 3 exons. Bases 85 to 675 code for a protein of 196 amino acids. The record is from RefSeq and is a predicted model, not a curated record.